AUGGUACGAAGUCUUUGGAGUAUGUGGGAGGAGAGGGCGACGAGAGUGUUGAGCACCGACUGUUACCGUAAUCGACUACAAGAGGUAAAACAGACGGUCAAUGACGCCCUUAUGCAGUACAUGUCCAAGGGAUCCAAGAGUAGCUUCAUCGACUGCCCUACCAGUGUCAAUGGGUUUCCCUCAGGUGCCUUACAGGUUCUCGAGUCGGCCUAUUCUCGAACGCACAUGCUGUCGGUUCGAGAGUGUCAUCUCAUCGCCCAAGCAGCCCAACUCGAUCCUGCACAAGUUCGCACCUGGGUUAGUCCACUUCCCUUCCGCUUUCCCCUCCUUCUCUUCGCCCUCCUUCCAUAA
Tremella mesenterica DSM 1558 is the source of this 351-nucleotide messenger RNA. RefSeq lists its product as uncharacterized. Bases 1 to 351 code for a protein of 116 amino acids. NCBI's taxonomy places the organism in Eukaryota, Fungi, Basidiomycota, Tremellomycetes, Tremellales, Tremellaceae. Gene Ontology annotation, molecular function: DNA binding. The record is from RefSeq and is a predicted model, not a curated record. The transcript has 4 exons.